UACUGGAGCCCUUCUCCGUACAUUUUCUUAUGCAGACAGAAGCGAGGGGAGAGUGAAAUAACAUGGAGGUUACUGAAAAAUGUAAGAGAAAGAGAGAGAAAAUGCAGAUAAUUAAAAGUACAGAGGACUCAUUGUUCGUUGUUUACUGCAUUUACAUAGCGUCGCCAUUAAUACACAGAUCGAACUGCAUUAAGGAGCAAGUCUCAGAAGCAUGUGGACUCAGCUUCAUGUCUGUUUCGAUGAAUUUAGAGGUUGAUUGUAUUCCCUCUAUUGAGAAUGGGGAAUUAUUGCUUAGAAAUGCUUCAGUCUUUGACCGAGGUAAGCAUCUUGGUGGUGAUUGGUUUUGCAUUUGAGUUCGCAAGAAUGGAAAAGAUGCCACAAGAUAUUUGAGAAUGAAGAAGUGGACUGGAGGUACUUUAAUUGUCAUCUUGGCUUUAGUCUUGGUACUGAGAUAUAGUCUUAUGGAAUCACCUCCUCAAAAUGAUUCACCAUCCACUUUCUUUAAGAACCUCUCCAAGGAGAGUCCUCCGAUGAAAGCACAUAACAUUGACAAUCGUUCUAAACCUAUGGAAAGAGUCAGUCAUGCGAAGAAACCUCAUAUUGUCAAUCUUGAAGGGAUUGAUUACUUAUUCUCCUCAGACAAUAUCUCUGAAAAGGAGUCCAUGGUAAAAAUCACAUGGGCCCAAAUGCGUUACUUGAUUUCCAGAUCGGACGCUUUACCUGGAACUGCUGAAGGGGUCAAAGAAGCUGCCAUUGCAUGGAAGGAUCUGGUUGCCACCAUUGAAGAGGACAAGCUUUCAAAGAUAGUAAAUGGGAGCAAAGUUAGGAACGGUUCAUAUGAUUCAAGUUGCCCUUUUUCUAUAGCUGCAACAGAUGUGUCCGAAUCACAAACUAGAACUCUUUUCCAGAUUCCUUGUGGGCUUGUUCAGGAUUCUUCAAUCACAGUGGUUGGUAUUCCAAUUGGACUUCUUAACUUUAAGAUUCAACUUAUUGGCCUAAAAGCUUCAGAUGGGCCAGAUCCACCUGUUAUAUUAGAUUACAAUGUACAUUUACAAGGGGAUAACUUGACAGAGGAACCAGUCAUUAUUCAGAAUACAUGGAGUUCAAUACUCAAGUUGGGUAAAGAGGAAAGAUGUCCUGCUCCUGCUUCCUCAAAUAACGUGAAAGACAAGGUCGACGGACUUGGUCCUUGUAAUGAGCAAGUUGGCAGAAUUUCUACGCAAGAGAAAUCUAGUGGGAAACAGCCUCACAUUCCAAAGUGGUUCAAUGCUUCAAGGGGAAGCACAGAUAGAAAAUUUUCCUUUCCAUUUGUUGAAGGACAUCCGUUUACUGCAACUCUGUGGGUUGGUAUGGAGGGGUUCCACAUGACUGUUGAUGGGAAGCAUGUCACAUCUUUUCCUUACAGGGAGAGCCUGGAACCAUGGUUAGUUAGUGGAGUGAGAUUAGCCGGUGAUUUGCGACUCCUAUCUGCUCUUGCCAAUGGUCUCCCAAUAUCUGAAGAUAUAGCUCUUGUUCCUGACUUGGAGAAGCUCAAAGCUCCUCCUCUCUCCAAGAAAAGACUUGUGAUGCUGGCUGGAGUUUUCUCAACGGGGAAUAAUUUUGAGCGUCGAAUGGCAAUAAGGAGGUCCUGGAUGCUGUAUGAUGCUAUUCGUUCUGGAAAUGUAGCUGUACGUUUCUUUGUUGGUCUGCACAAGAACAAGCAAGUCAAUAUUGAACUCUGGGAAGAGGCCCAAACAUAUGGUGAUAUCCAGCUCAUGCCUUUUGUUGAUUAUUACAGCCUCAUCACAUUAAAAACAAUUGCUUUAUGCAUUUUUGGGACAAAAAUACUCCAGGCAAAAUAUAUUAUGAAAACCGAUGAUGAUGCUUUCGUAAGGAUCGAUGAAGUUCUCCAUAGUCUCAGGGAAAAGAAGGUCACACAAGGCCUUUUGUAUGGGCUGAUAUCCAUGGACUCUGAGCCUCACAGGAAUAAAGACAGCAAAUGGUACAUCAGUACUGAGGAAUGGCCCCAUGCUAAGUACCCGCCAUGGGCUCAUGGUCCCGGUUAUAUUAUCUCCCGGGACAUUGCGAAAUUCAUUGUCCAACGUCACCAAUCAAGAAAUCUAAAUCUCUUCAAACUAGAAGAUGUUGCUAUGGGCAUAUGGAUAGAGGAAUUCAAGAAAAGUGGGCAAGAGGUAAAUUAUAUCAACAAUUUGCAGUUUCGUAAUGCUGGUUGUGAGAGCGAUUACAUCCUCGCUCAUUAUCAGGGACCAAGAUUAAUGCUUUGCCUGUGGCAGAAGCUCCAGCAGGAACACCAGCCUGUAUGUUGUGAAUAGUGAUUCCAUUUUUGUGAUUUUGUAGCGAACUCUAAAAGUUUUGAAACUCUUGGAAAUGUAAUUCUAUUUUUUCCAACAUGCUAUUCUGAAUUUGAGAGAGAGAGUCAUUUCCGGAAAUUCAGAGACUUGGUAGUGCGUGAACAACUUUUGGUGGUUUCUCUCAUGGAGAUAUCAUGUGGCAGUUAUUUAAAGAUGUGUCAUAUAAAACCAUUGCAUCUUGUUCAUUUACUUAGA
Molecule: messenger RNA, 2546 nt
Organism: Amborella trichopoda
Lineage: Eukaryota; Viridiplantae; Streptophyta; Magnoliopsida; Amborellales; Amborellaceae
Product: Galactosyltransferase family protein
Cellular component (GO): Golgi membrane
Molecular function (GO): carbohydrate binding; galactosyltransferase activity
Source: RefSeq, a predicted model, not a curated record